Caenorhabditis angaria is the source of this 6140-nucleotide messenger RNA. NCBI's taxonomy places the organism in Eukaryota, Metazoa, Nematoda, Chromadorea, Rhabditida, Rhabditidae. The record is from the annotation of a GenBank genome assembly.
AUGCUGAUGACGAAUUUAACGGUGACGACGACCACGGAGAAAGUUCUUUGGAGUAAUGGGAUCGAAUUGACAGAUCGACCACUAAUCCAGGUACGAAAAACUGCAGCCAAACAGUUUUAAAAUUGUGUUUUCUUCAUAGAUAAAGAAAAAGAAAACAUCAAAAGCCAUGACCUUUUAUUUUCUAUCUUCCCUGCUGCUGGUAAUCCAAUAUUUUUUCGUACAAAAAUUCUCACUUAAAACAUCAAUCUUUGUUGUUCUGCUUGGGUUCUCCCAAUAAUCGAAUUUCAUGCAGCUGGCAACUCUUGAGGAAAAAAACCAAAAAUUAGGGAAAGUACUGAUUUUUGAGCACUUGCAGAAAGAAAAACAUCUGGACUUUGAUUUAAAUUUAAAACAAAGUCAAAAAUGUUAUCAAUGGAGCGCAUAUACUCAACCCAACUGAAAGAGAAUCAAAUAGUCAAAUAUUUCAGACAGUCAUAUUAGCAUCUGUCUUACUAUUGCUCAUAUUAUCAUGUGUUAUCGGCAAUUUCUUUGUGAUUUUGGCGAUUCUGUCGGAACGUGAUUUGCGCGGUCGUCCACAAUAUUAUUUGAUCUUUUCGUUGGCCGUCGCAGACCUAAUUGUAAGUUUUUUCUUUUUUUCUGGAAUGUAUCAUGCCUUCUCGAUUUUCUUCCCCAGCUAUCCAGAAAAAAAAACAAAUUGGAUUCUUCUGAAAUUUGAUUUUUUCGCCCUUCCCCGGCUUUUUCCGUGCAAUUUGCCACAUUUUUUGAUGUGAUGAGAUUUAUUCGCGCGGUCGGCUGAUGUGAGGAGCCAAAUGAAUUUGAGAGACAAAAAGAAUAAAAAGGACAUGAAAUAAUGAAUUGAAAUGGAAAUUUGGGUUGGGUUGGGUUGCAAAAAAAAUAUCUAUUUUGUUAUGUGUUUUUUGGAGGAUGUAGAGGGAUUUUUUAAAACAGAUCAGAUUACUAAUUUUUGUGUGUCUCUCUGCCUUUUGUUGUUUUUUCAGCGGAUUUUAUUGUUUUUUUUUUCGAGAAAAGAACACAUGGAAUUGAAAUUCACGGAAAAGAAGAAAAAUGAAAUUUGAAAAAUUAAUGAAUUUAUGGAAUUUCGAAAAUACUUACGUCAUUUUGAAAUGUGUAAAUUCACCUAUAACUUCAGAAUUCCAAGAAAUUGAUCAAAUCUUCAAUAGGGACUAGUUUUUCGUUCUAGUCCCCCUUGAGUGAAGUUUGAAUUUUUAUAAGUUUGAAUUUUUCUAGUAUCCUAAAAUAUGUUAUUUUGGUCUCUUCGAGAAAAAACAGAAAGUCUACUCAUAUUUGUUUUUCGACUUUUUUCCUGCCUUCUUUUCUUCCUUCCAAAAAACAAUAGUUCCAUAAAUUUUGGAUCCAUUCAGUCAUUCAGUCUCUUCUUCUUCUUUCCUAUCCUUCUCAAAACACACAUAUUCAUUUCGACUAUGUACAAUAAAUAUUGAGGGGGAGCUACUUACUUAUUUUAAGAAUGAAACAGAACAAGUAGAAGAAGCAUGAGGAGAAGGGCACGCUUCGCACAAACAUGAAAUAAUUGGAUUCGAAAUUAGCCAAAUCAAAUUUUCGUUACGCCCGGUCACAUGCACCUUUCUUUUUCGUUUGCUGAAGAAAAUGUUGCUCAAAAAAGUUACAACAAAAACACAUUUCUGCAGAAAAAAAUUAGCUUCUCAGAGUAAAGAUCUUGAAUGGAUUUACUAACAAGGAAACCUUUUUUACUCAACACUUCAAAUCUUGAUGAAAUUUUGUCCAUAGACAGCUUUUGGGGCCAUAAGAACACCCUAAAAAUUUUAGUCUCCCAAUGGACCUCUGAGCCAAGUUCUGGGCUCUCAAAAGUUCAAAAAUUGCCAAAAUUGGCUCAUAAAACACGUCAUAACUCAAUUCUCGAUCAAUUUUAUGAAAAACUGAGUAGCAGAUGAUGAUCAGCGUGGUCGAUUUACCCAAAAAACAUCAAUAAAUCAAAAUUUCAGAAAAAUUUUUGAUUUUGAAAAAAAGAAUGAGCAGGGGCACAUAUGAAUUUUCAUGAAUUUUCAGCCGAAAAAUAAAAAACUUCCAAAUUUUUCGAAAAAAUAUGUUUUAUUGAUUUAGUUUUAGGUAAUCGACCAUGCUGAUCAAUAUCUGAAACUUUAUUUCUCCCAAAAAAAUUUUUGAAAUGGAGCUAUGAUGACUUUUAUGACCAUUUUUAGGCCUUUUUGAGUUUUUGAGAGCCCAGAACUUGGCUCAGAGGUCCAUUGGGAGACUAAAAUUUUUAGGCUGUUCUUAUGGCCCCAAAAGCUGUCUAUGGACAAAAUUUCAUCAUGAUUUGAAGUGUUGAGUAAAAAAGGUUCCCUUGUAAAAACAAACCGAUUCUGGAGAAAAGGAAAAAUCCGGUUAUUAUGAGCAAUGACCUUCUGAAUUUCGCUCCAUUACUGUAGGUAGCUAACAUGAGCAAUCACGAGAUUACUGCAUUGAAAUAAAUUCGGAUUGUUCCUUCAAAAUUGGACAGGGUUAUCGUAGACUAAUAUGAGCAAUCCCAUUUCUAAAUAUUUCAUUCAAAAAAAUGCCACUUUCUUUGAUUUUUACCGUUUCUUUGAACAUUUCAUUUCAUUUUUUCGUUGCCUCGUGUUUUCUGUUUUUUUUUUUCAAGGGAUCGGAUGUCCCUUAUGAAAUUAAAUUACAAGGGGGCUAUUCAAGUACACAAGAAGUGUGAGGAGAGAAAAAACGAGAUGAUACUCGUCGAAAUUGAAUCUAAACGAAAUGCGAAAAAUUGGAUUUUGAGAAGUUUUGUGUGACAUUUUUUCUAGGAGAGUAAGAGGAAAGAGGGAUUUUGAAAUUGAAAAAUUCACUCAUAAAUUAAGUUGGUUACGUCUUUCGCUAUCAAAUUUCAAAUUUUUUGUUGAAACACAGCUAUUAAAUAAUUCACGUGGGAGCAAAAGGUUUGCUUCCUUCCGGCGAGCGACAAAACUCAAAUUUCGCAUUGUUCUUUCUUCCUACAACAAUUAUCUUUUUCGACUUUUUUCUUGCAAACGCCAACACAAAAAAAGUUCCUUGUUUCGGAGAAAAAUAAUAAUUGGUGAACUAAAUACGAAGAAAAAAAUAAAUUAGAUAAAGCUUGAAUAUUUUUAGAAGCGGGAAGUGAGUGGUGUUUAAAAAUUCGCGAAUGUACCUAAUUAAAUUCAUUUCAUUUUAUUUUAUUUUGGAAAGAGGGAGAAAACAGAGAGAAAUUGGGUGUUUUUCGGGACUCAAAGUACAAAACACACGGAAAUCUGAAAAUGUACUUGAAAUUUCUGAAUUUUUCUGGCUAUAACUGUUUUAAAACAUCUAUGAAGUUAUGUUCGUUUCGAGAGUUCGGGAUAUAAAUUUGAAAGGCCUAUCUUGUAGAGAGAUUCAAGAGCUGAACAUGAUUUUCUACUUUCGGUUUUUUGAAAAAACCAAAAUUCGAAAGUUCAUUUUUUCGUGGGCGCUGAAUGAAAUUGCAUUUUCAAUUUCAAUUUCCAAUUUUGCGUUCAAAAAAUUGACCACACACACUCUCUAUCUUCCUCUUUUUCAAAUUUCAAUUUCCAUGCAAACUUUUUUAUUUACUCAACCCAAGUUUCAAGAUCAAUUUCAAAUUUCUCCAGAAUGUCCUAUUCCCUUAUACUUCCUCCAAAUAAAAACAAAACAAACAUUCAACAAAAAUUGUCUUCUCAUCAAUCUCUAUAUUUCUGACAUUUCUAUGACAAUUUUUCAUCGCACACAUGAAAAAAUUGGCGGAAAAUUCCAAGAACCAAAACAUUUUUCCAUGUUUCAAGUACAAAUAGCCGCAGGGCUUGGAUCCACUAAUGCGAUUUUUUCCUGCGCUUCUGAAGAAAAAAAGGCGCGUGAGAGAAAAUGAAGUUGCUUUUUUUGAUGAAUCAAAAAAUAAACUAGGAGGGGAUUUAGAUUUGUGAUCACUUAAUUAAUUUGAAGACUUUCAAAAUGUUGAUAAACGUGGAAUAUUCAAACUUCCGGCGCUAUUUUUGGAUUGGUCGAAACUAUUUUUGGAAUAUCCGCAGGAAGUGCUUUGCACAUUCAUGAAACAAAAAAGACGAGAUGCGAUUAAAUCAACUGGAAAAGGGGUCAUUCAAUGAAAAAUUUGGAUGGGGAACUAUUUGAAAAAUUUUAGAGAUAGCUUAGGCCCCUAGGACAAAUGGUGGAAUAUUUAUGUCUUACUUUAUUCAGAUUUACAGGAACUUCAGAAUUUCAUGAUAAAAUUGCAAAGAAACACUGAAAAAUCUAAAAUGUCCUUCUACCUGAACUACAAGCUUUUUCAAAACCCAGUAUUUUUCCAGGUUGGAAUAAUGGUAACACCUCUCGGCGCCUGGAAUACAAUAACCGGUUCUUGGCGUCUUGGCCGAGUAUUAUGUGAAUUAUGGAUAUCAGUAGAUGUUCUAGUCUGCACAUCUUCAAUUCUUCAUCUAGUCGCAAUUGCUUUAGAUAGAUAUUGGAGUAUCACAGAUAUCUGUUAUGUUCAAAAUCGAACACCACGUCGAAUAAUCUGGAUGUUGGCUGGUAUUUGGUUGACAUCACUUCUAAUUUCAUUAUCCCCGUUGGCUCCUGGUUGGUAUGAUCCAAAUUUUGCAGAGCGGAUUGAAAAUAAUAAUAUUUGCCUGAUCAAUCAGACAAUUAGCUAUCAAGUUUUCUCAACGGCGACUGCUUUUUAUAUUCCGCUUAUUGCGAUUAUUUGUGUUUAUUGGAAAAUUAUGAGAGCUGCGAAGAAGAGAUUCAAAAGAGAACGAGAUCGGAAAACUGUUAUUCGACCACCACCUGAUAAUUUACUGGAUGAGAAAAAAGCGCCACUCAUUAACAAAAAAGUUAAAAAGGUAUGUAUUCUUUUAGAAGUCAAUGAACUUUGAGGUUUCUAAAACCAAAAAAUCUUUUAUUUAUGCAACAAAGUGCAGUGCAGUCAACCUGAUUUCUGGGCUCCAUAGGGGCACUAACAAAAAAGUUCAUUUCAUAAAUAAUUCAUUCAGAUUCCACUUCCACCGGCUGUUGUCAUUUCGGACAUUCAAAAUGGUAAUGGAAUUGUGGCAAGUGGCGGAAAAUCGGGAUCUCUUUCAUUGAAGGUGGGAAUUUCGAAUGAACUCGAGUUAUGAGCUACUCAAAAAAACUUGAAAUAAUGGGCUUCAUUAUUUUUUCGUGCACUUAUUAGAUUCUGAUGAAGUAAUUCAAGACUUGGAAAAUCACGGGAUUUUCGAUAAAAAAUUCAAAUCUUGAGAGAAAUGUUUCCAUUUCAUAACUAAUUUCACAAAAAAUGAAACUUGUAAUUUUUGAAGCCUUGGACAAAAACGUAACAAAACUUUCAAUUUUUCUAGACACAUCGAGAAUCCUCGUCAUCAGCAUCUGAAGAAGAAAGAACUCAAAACAUUGUGACAGCUGAAACGAAAUUGGAUGGUUCGCAAGAAAUGAGUGCAAAACCACGAUCGAAUAGUGGAAUAAUGACGAGACGAAAAAGAAGACCAAAAGAAACUGCCGAAACUAAACGAGAACGAAAAGCAUGGAGAACUUUGGCUAUUAUUACAGGUUGGUUCGGGAAAAAAACAGUCUGCACAUUUUUGGGAUAGAUUUUCUGAGGGCCUUUGCACAUGCCUUCUUUGAACAGGCUCCGUGUAGUCCAAGCUCAGAUUUUGUUCAACCAAAAAUUAAUAUAAUUUCUUUUUCUCUCUUGAAAAAUCAAGUGUCUUCUUCUUUCUAAUCUCAAGAUGCAAAAAAUCUAAUUAUCAACCUCGGCCAAAAAAAAACAACGAAAAAAUUGGGAAAAACAAAAAAAGGGAAUCUCAUCUCAACAAUUUUCAGGCACAUUUGUCGCUUGUUGGACACCGUUCUUUUUGGUCUCAUUAUAUCGACCGAUUUGUGGUUGUAAUAUUCCGAAUGUCUUGGAACAUGUUACGCUAUGGCUUGGUGAGUUUUGAUUGGGCCUUUAUUAUCAGCCUUAUAAUCAGGUUCAGCAGAACUUCAGCUCGGCCACAUGUUUUUCACUUGUAUUUUCUAUCAAUUAAAAUCAACCAAUCAAUUUUUCAGGUUAUUUGAACUCGGCACUGAAUCCAAUAAUCUACACGGUAUUUUCCCAAGACUUUCGGGCGGCUUUCAAACGAAUCGUCAAACGUCUUUGCCUUAUAACAGAAUAUUAA